AUGGUCAGAAAACUCAAGCACCAUGAGCAGAAGCUCCUCCGAAAAGUCGACUUCACGACCUAUGCCGGCGACAACAAUCACAGAGACGCAGCGGUGAUUCGACGGUACAAUAUCCAAAAACCCAGCGACUACCAGAAGUACAAUCGACUAUGCGGGUCCCUGAAACACCUCGCACACCGUCUAGCCGCCCUUCCUCCCGACUCCCCAUUCCGGCAGAAGCACGAGUCCCUCCUCCUCUCCAAGCUACACGACAUGGGCAUUCUCCCCUCAACCUCCUCAACCGCCAAGCUCUCCGAGGUCGAGAAAUCCGUGACCGUCUCAGCAUUCUGCCGACGGCGACUCCCCGUCAUAAUGACACGUCUAAGGAUGGCAGAAACUGUGCAAGCUGCUACGACGAUCAUAGAGCAGGGACAUGUGAGGGUGGGGACUGAGACAAUUACGGACACGGCGUUUUUGGUGACGAGGGGUAUGGAGGAUUUCGUUACUUGGGUGGAUGGGAGUAAGAUAAAGAGGAAUAUUUUGAGGUAUCGGGAGAAGUUGGAUGAUUUUGAUUUGCUGUGA
Molecule: messenger RNA, 561 nt
Organism: Hyaloscypha bicolor E
Lineage: Eukaryota; Fungi; Ascomycota; Leotiomycetes; Helotiales; Hyaloscyphaceae
Exons: 2
Coding region: 1-561 (186 amino acids)
Biological process (GO): rRNA processing
Cellular component (GO): Mpp10 complex; small-subunit processome; small ribosomal subunit
Molecular function (GO): snoRNA binding; structural constituent of ribosome; rRNA binding
Source: RefSeq, a predicted model, not a curated record